Molecule: messenger RNA, 750 nt
Organism: Truncatella angustata
Lineage: Eukaryota; Fungi; Ascomycota; Sordariomycetes; Amphisphaeriales; Sporocadaceae
Exons: 1
Coding region: 1-750 (249 amino acids)
Source: RefSeq, a predicted model, not a curated record
AUGGCUGCUAGCUGGGAGAACCAAAUUGAUGAGCGAGUUGCACUCGCCAAGCUCUGUUUCGCCACCCAGACCUUUACUCCGUUCCACGUCCUCGUCGCACAGCAGUUCUCAACUUUCAGCGACGACACUAGCAAUCUAGACCCUGAAGCCAAGUUACAGAUCGACAAGAUCAACACGGAUGUCAUCGACUCGGGUCGCGACCACUACAAGGCGUUCUCUGACAAGGUAGAGAGCCUCAAGGGUCAGCAACCCGAUCAGGAAGCAUGGGAGCAGACCAUUGACGACGCGGCGGCCGAAGCCAAAGCCAAAAGUGAUAAAAUCAUCGACGAUGCCGCAGCUACUGCCAAGGGGGUCAUCCAGAAAUUGCCCGAGGCAACGCGCCAGUCGGCCGCCGAGACCUUCAAGAACGGCAUGAACAAGGUCUUGGUCUUCUUCGAGACCGUCUGGAACGGCAUCAAGACCGUGGUCAAUGCUGUCGUCCAGUUCAUCCAGAAUCUUUGGGGAAAGAUUAGGUCGGCUUGGGAGGCAGUUCAGAACGCCGCCACUGCCGCCUGGAACUGGAUCACGGGUGGUAGCAGCUACUUCAGUGGUUCCCAGGCCAAAGUUGCCAUUCUACCCGUGUCCGCCUCGGUUCCAGAUGUACACAACCAGGUCAAGCCUCUGCUGGAGAAGAUCAACUCCAAGGUCAACCCUGUCACUCGUCUUUCCAUCAAAAAGGGUCCUGAUGGGUGGAUAAUCGACCACGACUGA